Anguilla anguilla (European eel) is the source of this 4226-nucleotide messenger RNA. RefSeq names its product calsequestrin-2-like. The transcript has 11 exons. Bases 586 to 1827 code for a protein of 413 amino acids. Lineage: Eukaryota; Metazoa; Chordata; Actinopteri; Anguilliformes; Anguillidae. Gene Ontology annotation, cellular component: sarcoplasmic reticulum lumen. Gene Ontology annotation, biological process: regulation of cardiac muscle contraction by regulation of the release of sequestered calcium ion. Gene Ontology annotation, molecular function: calcium ion binding. The record is from RefSeq and is a predicted model, not a curated record.
GGAAGGCGAAGAUGUUCUUGACAUUGACAAAAGUAAAAUGAAUAAACUCGCAAAACGUAAAGGAAGGGUGAGGUACGAUGGAAAGGGACAAAAGGAUGACGGUGGAUUGUGACAGUGGUGUUGAUGCCUCUGAUUCUCUUUCAGUGGCCUUUGUGUCACUGUGUCACUCAGGACUUACAUCUGGUAGGACUGCGAGUCAAAAGCAGGGAGAUGGGCAUCCAGAACCCGCAUGCCCACAUCCUAAUUCCUGCCUGUCUCUUCUUUCUCCUCCUGUCUUCUCUCCCUGUCACAUGUCAAACAAGAGGUAGGUGGGAGGAGAGAGAGAGAGAGAGAGAGAGAGAGAGAGAGAACAACGGUGGGGGUGCUAUUUGUCUUCAGCAGCUGGAGGAGUGGAAACAGAGCAGAAUAAGAUCAGGAGGAAGUACAGAUCCAAGUGCUGCCGGUUUAUUUUUUCAAUUACUUUUUCCAAUUAUUUUUCAAUCCUUUUUUUCCCAUAAACCCCAUUGCGCUCAGUUCUCCCCCACCUCCCUUUCAGUUUAGGGGCAUAUCUCUUUGUCCUCACUGGAUCUGUUUUUGGAGGACAACAUGAAGGCCCCGUGGCUCUGUGUUCUGCCCUGCUUGGUCCCAUUCUUAGCCUCUCUCAGCCUGGCUGAGGAGGGCCUGGAGUUCCCCAGCUUUGACGGAAAAGAACGGGUGAUCAACAUCAAUGAGAAGAACUACAAGAAGGCCCUGAAGCGGUAUGACAUGCUGUGCCUUUUCUACCAUGAGCCCCUUGGCUUCGACAAGGAGCUGCAGAAGCAGUAUCAGAUGGCCCAGCUGGUGCUGGAGCUGGCAGCCCAGGUCCUGGAGGACAAGGACAUCGGGUUUGGGAUGGUGGACUCUCAAGAGGACGCUAAGGUUGCCCAAAAACUGGGUCUGGAGGAGGAGGGCAGUGUGUACAUCUUCAAAAAUGAGCGAGUCAUUGAGUUUGAUGGAGAGCUUUCUGCAGACACGCUGGUGGAGUUCCUGCUGGAUCUGCUGGAAGACCCCGUGGAGCUGAUCAGCAAUGCCUUGGAGCUGCGCGCCUUUGACCGCAUGGAGGAGGAAACGAGGCUCAUUGGCUACUUCAAGGGCGAGGAUUCUGAGUACUUCAGAGCCUUUCAGGAGGCAGCUGAACACUUCCAGCCCUACAUUAAGUUUUUUGGCACCUUUGAUAAGGGGGUUGCUAAGGAGUUGACGCUGAAGAUGAACGAGGUGGACUUCUAUGAGCCCUUCAUGGACGAACCCGUGACCAUCCCUGGAAAGCCUCACUUAGAGGAAGACAUUGUGGAGUUUGUCAAAAUUCACAGAAGGCCAACACUGCGAAAGCUGCGAGCUAAAGAUAUGUUUGAGACCUGGGAAGAUGACAUGGAGGGAAUCCACAUCGUUGCUUUUGCUGAGGAGGAAGAUCCUGAUGGUUUUGAGUUCCUUGAGAUCUUGAAGGAGGUGGCGAGGGAUAACACCCAUAAUCCAGAUCUGAGCAUCGUGUGGAUCGACCCAGACAAUUUCCCCCUGCUGACUACAUACUGGGAAAAGACCUUCAAAGUGGACCUCUUCAAACCUCAGAUUGGUGUGGUGAAUGUCACAGAUGCGGACAGUGUGUGGCUGCACAUGCCGGACGAUGAACAUCUCCCCAGUGCGGAGGAGCUGGAGGACUGGAUUGAGGACGUGCUGUCUGGAAAGGUCAACACGGAAGACGAUGACAAUGACAUUCCAGUCCCUGUUGAUGAUGAUGACGAUGACGAUGAUGAUAUUGGUGAUUUUGAUGAUGACGAUGAGGAUGAAGAUGAUGAUGAUGGUAAUUUAUAAACUGGGCCUCACAGGUAGUACAUCCAGAUAAAGCAAGCAAACUUCAUGUGCUCCACCAUCCAAAAUUGAACCCUGACCCUUCCAGUGCUGACUGUAGCCAGGAGUUCUGUGAGAUGUGUUUGGCCAUAGCAUUGCCCUGGGAGGGAUGGGUUUUAUUUGGCAUAGUUUUCUCAUCUCAGCAUACCAUAGCAACUCCUCUGGCCAAUCAGGUGCCUGCGUUCUGCCUGUGCCAGCUGCGUAGGUGGUGCAGUCCUAUAACACAGUGGCUGUGUGACUGAGUUAAUAGACUGCAAAGUGAAAAGUGCUGGUUGCACUUUGGAGACUGUGUGUGUCAAUGUGCCCUCUCUUGGGUUUCCAGAGGAUGUCACAGCAAUGCGGUGGGCAUGCAUAUACAACUGGGCAUUCCAAAUUAGAGGACAUAAAGUAAAAGUUUAAACUGAUAAACUGUCUCUUCAGAUUGCUAGUAUAGGCAUCACAGAAGACUCGUACGAUGGAAUCUGCACUUACCUGGAGCCUCAAUUUCACUGAAAAAAUACCAGAAACAACAUUGACCGGAUGAUUUUUCAGAAUUUUGUAUAUUUUGUACAUACCUGUCUUCAGCUGCAAGUUUGCUUUAGAUUUAUGAUUUAGAAAUGACAUAAGGACAGUUUAAACUGAAUGGAAAGUCUGCAGAGAUUUCCCAUGGUUAUAAAGGCUCUCCUUAUCAUUGCUUUUAAAUGAGAAAGUUGUUAUACCAGGUUAUUUAUGAUUCUGGUAUUUUUUUGACAUUUUACUAUAUAAUCUGUGAUUUUGAAAGAUGCUACCUGCGAAUGAUUGUAAAAAUCCCGACCAUACUCCAUCAUGCCUAAGACUAUACUUUGUCAUGCCUAAGACUACACUCUCCCAUGCCUAAGACUACACUCUUCCAUGCCUAAGACUACUCUCCCAUGCCUAAGACUAAACUCUAUCAUGCCUAAGACUGCUCUCUACCAUGCCUAAGACUACACUCUCCCAUGCCUAAGACUAAACUCUAUCAUGCCUAAGACUACUCUCUAUCAUGCCUAAGACUACACCCUCCCAUGCAUAAGACUACACUCUAUCAUGCCUACAGUCAUAUUUAUGAUUGGUAAGUUAUGCAUUCUAUUGAUUGUGCUAAUUUUCUUGUAGCAUAAAUUAAUAAUGAUAAAGACUUUUAAAAACAAAAAAAUAACUUAAAUGCUUUGGUACUGAUGCAACAAGGACUGCAUUGCAUGUUACAUUACAUUACAUGUAUUUAUACCUAGCGUAUUGUUUCAUAUGUGCUUGUCGCUGUGGCUCAUUGAUAAUUUACUAUAUUCUGUCCAGGCACUGAAAACUCCCGCACUAAAACUGAAGUCAUAGGGUUUUGCACUCACUGAAAUUGAGGGAUCAUUGAGGGAUCGUUCUUGACUUCAAUCACCCUCUGGAAAAAAAAACACAAAACGUACAUUUUAAAGCACUUAACUGUGGUGAAGUUGGGUAGCUCUGACUUUGUUCUAUAAACAUGUGCCUUACUCCACAGUACAAUUAAUCUAGCAACAUGCAAGAGAAUCACGUGUCAGGAUAAUUCAUAUAUUAUUAUUAACAAAUAGAUAGCAUCUUCACUGAGUGUAUAAUAAUAUCACUUACAAAAGAUGGUGGUCCUUACUGACGGGGGCCUAACUUUGCAUAAUGAGCUUUUGUUUUGUUUCCCCCCACUAAUUUCAACUUUAGCCAUGCUUUUGUCAUUGUGUGAGUUUAAAAAGGUAGCUAACACGUGGAUAAGUUAGUCAAUCAGCACGAAGGACAAAGGACAGUGGAGAUAUACUCAAUCUGGGUCACCAUCUCCCUGUGAGAUGGAAUCUUUGACAGAGGACACUGUAACCCACAUCAAUUUAUGGCUCCCUUACUGCUGCUGCUUUUGAAUUUUGUUACAUAAUAUUUUGUUCCAGUUAAAGGUAUAGUUAUAUAGAUCGCUGAUAUGUGAAAUAGCAGUUAUUGCUUUUUAAAAAGAAAGUGUUUACCGCUUACUCCAGCAUUACACACAUGUAACACGAGAUGAAAGUGUUGCAAAUGACUUUCCUUUCAUGAAAUUGAAGAAAAGAAUCGAUACACAUUCUGUCACUCCGCUUUGGAUGGAGAGCAGAGGGAAGCAAAUCCCCAAAGACUGUAAUAUUAGUUUGCAGUUUUCUGAGACUGUUUCAAUGGGAUAAAAAUCUCCAAAUAUUUUGAUUUUAGAGAAAACUUAUGUCAGCACAUUGCACAAGAAUUAUUUACAUUUUAUUCCACUGAGAUACCACUGAGACUUUUAAAACUUAUUGAAAUACACGAUAAACUUAAAAGUGGAUCAAAACAUUUGCAUAUGAAGAUGAAUGUGACCAAUGAAGGAAAUUGAUUCCUUUUAAAUAAAACAGUUCAAUGAA